AUGCCUACCAACCGAAGUUGGAUGAAGGCGCACCGGCGCUCUGCAGAGUUUCGAAGUGGCGUUGAGGAGUUCGUUGCAGUAGCAACGAACCACGUGAAUUCUGACGGAUUAGCUCGAUGCCCAUGCAUGCGGUGUUUGAAUGUGAAUUUCCACACACCUGCAACUAUAAGGGUUCAUUUAUUUCUCAGCGGGAUCCAACCUUCGUACAACCCUUGGUAUUUCCACGGGGAGACUUUCUCGCAGCCCGCAGUUGAACUUCCUGAAAAUGACGAAGAGGAAAUGGCAGAUGUGUUGGCGGACAUGUUAAGAGGGGACCCUGGGUUUAACGAAUCUGCUAACACGACUGAUUCUUUCAAUGAACCCCCUAUCAACGACAACAAUAAGUUUGAUGACUUGUUUAAGGAGAUGGAGGCUGAGUUAUAUCCAGGUUGCAAAAAAUCAGCCCUCAAUGCACUGGUAAAGCUUAUGCACUGCAAGGUUUUGAAUAGGUGGAGUAACCACUCUUUCGAUAUGUUGCUGUCCAUCUUGAUUGAUCUAUUUCCGGAGGGGACAAAAUUACCGAAGUCGCAUUAUGAGUCGAAGAUGCGAUUGCGCAAUCUAGGUUUGGGUUACGACUCAAUAGAUGUGUGCAAGUAUAAUUGUGCUAUUUUCUGGAAGGAGAAUGAGAAGAAGGAGUUUUGCCCUGUAUGUGGCGAAUCACGAUGGGUGAAAAGAAAGGGUAAGGGGAAAAAAGUUCCUCACAAAGUUAUGCGUUACUUCCCACUCACACCUAGACUAAAACGAUUAUAUUGCUCAAGACACACUGCAGAGGAUAUGCGUUGGCAUUACUCGCAGAGACCAAAAGAAGACGGUGUGCUUAGGCAUCCUGCGGAUGCUGAAGAAUGGAAGCAGUUUGACCGCCUUCAUCCGUCUUUUGCUGUUGAACCUAGAAAUGUCAGACUGGGAUUGGCGACUGACGGUUUUAAUCCAUUUGGCAACAUGAGCAACUCUUACAGCCUGUGGCCAGUUAUUUGUGUCCCAUAUAAUUUGCCACCGUGGAAGUGUAUGAGUGCUGAAUCGUUGUUGUUGACCUUAUUAAUUCCAGGUCCAUCAUCUCCUGGGAAAGACAUAGAUGUAUUCAUGAGACCGUUAAUUGAUGAACUGAAACAGUUGUGGGAGACGGGUGUUGAAACCCGAGAUGCCUACAACGGAACUGUGUUUUCAAUGCGUGCGGCAGUGUUAUGGACAAUAAAUAAUUUUCCUGCUUAUGCUCUAAUGUUUGGUUGGAGCACAAAAGGGUAUAUGGCGUGUCCCACUUGCAAUGAACAUACUCCUUCCAUUGGCCUAAAUAGUCAGAUUGGAUAUGUUGGCCACAGACGUUUUCUUGAAAUGAGUGAUCCGAGAAGGAGAAGCAAAAAGUACAAUGGUAAGACUGAGAAGAGAGCACCACCUCCUGUAUUGACGGGGGAUGAUAUUUUAACUCAAUUAGACCGAAUUCCAUUGACUUUGCCUGGAAAACACAAACAAUUCGGGGGUGUGAAACGGAAGCGUUCUAGUGAAGAGCUCAAUUGGUCUAAAAAAAGUACUCUUCUAAGUAUCGACGGGAAGUCAAAGGAUACCGACAAGGCGAGAAUGGAUUUGCAAGACUUGCAAAUACGACGAGAGUUGUGGUUGUAUGAAGACCGGAAUGGGAAGUGGAAAAAGCCUCCAGCUAGUUACACACUUAGUGUUCAAGAACGGAUUGAAUUUGUAGACUUCAUAAAGUCUGUACGAUUUCCAGACGGUUUCACAGCAAACUUAGACAAAAAUGUAAAUUUGGAUACAGGCAAGAUUUCCGGGCUCAAAUCACAUGAUUGUCAUGUGUUGUUACAACGUUUACUACCGGCAGGUAUCCAUAAGUUCUUGAAAAAAGAAAUCCGGGACACAAUCAUUGAGCUCUGUGUGUAUUUCAAACAAUUAUGCUCAAGAACACUUAAUGUUUCGAAUUUAGAAAAAAUGCAAACAAAUAUUCUAACUAUUUUGUGCAAGUUAGAAACAAUUUUUCCACCGGCUUUCUUCGACAUAAUGGUUCACGUAGUUAUGCAUCUCCCUAAAGAAGCUAUACUAGGUGGACCAGUGCAGUACAGGUGGAUGUAUCCCAUUGAACGGUCAAUGUCUGUGUACAAGCAAUAUGUCAGGAAUCGUGCCCGUCCGGAAGGCUCUAUUGCUGAAUCUUUUGUGGUUAAUGAGGCAUUAACCUUUUGCUCAAUGUACUUUCGAGAAGUCGAAACUCGAUUCAACCGUCCUGACCGGAACAAUGACAUUGUCCAAAACAUGCCAACUCGACAAUUUUCUGUAUUCAAGCAUGUUGGCCGACCCCUUGGUAUGAGGACAGUCGACACCUUACCCAUGCAAAGCAAGCGUAAGGCGGAGUGGUACAUUUUGAACAAUUGCACAGAGGUUGAGCCGUAUAUCAAUGAGCACAAGGAGUUGCUUCAAGCAAGGGGUGUAGGCAAUAUUGAAAAAGUGCAAGAGACUGAGUUCCCUGAAUGGUUCAAAACUCGAAUUAAUGAACUACGGUUGAGCAACCACGGUGCAGUGUCAGAUGAGUUGUAUGCUAUCGCUAACCCAGCGAAUGCAGCAAUUUAUUUUUAUCCAGGGUGCAUAGUGAACGGUAUUAAAUUUUUGGUCAAGGAAAGGGAUGAGAACCGCAAAACACAAAAUAGCAGUGUCAUGUGGUUUAAAACUAACGGGAGUAGAAUGGAUAGUGACGGUGUUAUUACUAGCAUCUGCGUCAACCGACAGUGGUACCAAAAUGAACCGUUCAUACUUGCAUCUCAAGCAAAAUUGAUCUACUACAUUCCUGAUUUAAGGAACGGUAAAGACUGGCUGAUUGUAAAUGAGUACAUACCACGCAAUGUUUGGGACUUCCCGGACACGGAUGGGGAGACACCCUUUGUACGAGAAAACAAUUCAGCUGAAACCGAGUUCGUUGUUCAACUUCCACAGUUGGAUGAUGUUGACUAUGUUCGCCAUGAUGUCGACCCAACUGAAGUUGCAAACAUCCAUCGUGUGAAUUCACAGCCUCAACAAUUAGAUGAUUUCAUUGUCGAUGAUGACAACGAGGGUUUAAAUACCGAAGAAGACAACUCCUUAGAAUUAGAGAGUGACAGUGAUGAUAAUGCUGUAUAUGUAACUGAUGAUGAGGAUGAUGAAUUGUAA
Cannabis sativa is the source of this 3180-nucleotide messenger RNA. RefSeq lists its product as uncharacterized. Lineage: Eukaryota; Viridiplantae; Streptophyta; Magnoliopsida; Rosales; Cannabaceae. The record is from RefSeq and is a predicted model, not a curated record. Bases 1 to 3180 code for a protein of 1059 amino acids. The transcript is spliced from 5 exons.